AGCCGAACGGCAUCCACUACUAGGCAGUUAGUCAUUUCGACUAGCGCGAGAAGAGAAGUCGCAAGAGCAUUGAAACAACUGGGGAAAAUAACUCACUAUCGCAAACGAAUUACACACAAGAGAUUACGGCCUGAAGUACUGAGUGGUUUUCGUAUUUGCAAAUGAAAGGUCUUGAUCGGUUGUAGUCAGUCACAGCUGGUUUGCCGGUGCAUACACGUGGUUUUUCGAAUCAAACUUGUUGUUGGUUCUUUGUGUGAGAUCAAAACGUGUGCCAUCAUUGAAGAUCGAUUACGAACGAUAUAUCACGCGUCUCCAUGGCCGUUCGAUGGGUACAUAGUGCCACGAGGAGUGAAUGUUGGUCCAUCAGAAGUUCGAAGUGAAUGACAAUGUUAGUUGUUUGGUUCGUGCUGGUGAUUUUGAUGCGGCUGGCGAAAGCUGAUGAACGGCCGACUGGAUAUUUGUUCUAUACAUCGGACGUGAUAAAUUUGGAUCUGAACUAUACGUCAUACACAGUGGGAUGUACGGUGAAUACUACUGGAAGCGUUGGAGCAGAUGCGAGCAUCCACAAUCUCAUGAUCCUUGAUACGAAAAGUAACCCAUAUUCGACAGAGAUCGUCAACGAAACGACAAUAAUCCACGAAGUGGACCUUCGACACAACAAUGAAUCGACCAUUUGUGGCGUUAAGACCUACAUUUGUCGCUUCAAACGUUCCAUGUUAGCGAUGCGUACCAUCCGCGUUGCGAGGCCUCCGCCGGCAAUCAAACCGACUGACUUCAAAUGCAUUUCCUACAACCGAAAACGAUUGGUUUGUCAGUUUGAGCGUCAAAAUAGUUGCGGUCUUUUUACGGAGUACAGUUUGUCCAUGAUUCGGCUGAGCGGUCAUAGUGUGUGUAAUCUCAACGAUACCGGAACCAUGCUAAGCUUCGACAGUGUUUCGGAUUCGUGCGUAUUCUCGUCGGGACAUUCGAUGUUUUCUUUCAGGAUCGAGGGUAAGAAUAUAAUAGGAAAGGCGGAGUCCACAUUUGAGGUGGAUCAUUAUGAUAUUGUGCAACCAGAAGCACCGAGUAAUUUGCAGGUGUUGUCCUUGAACGAGACUGAUGCAGAGAUAACGUGGGAUUUGAGCUAUAUGUUGUACAACUUAAACCGUUCAUUCGAAGUACAAUUUCAUUUAAUUACAAAGUAUGAUGUAACAGAGACAUUCGCAACCAUGAAUCUCACAAAGGGCGAGCAAAUGAAGUACCAGUUUUAUGAUCUCUAUGCUUAUACAAGCUAUGAGCUAAAAAUGAGAGUCCGAGUUGUUCCCAAAUCAUUGCGGCAUUUUGAAGAAGAAUAUUGGUCUGAGUGGUCUGUGAUUGAAUUUCAAACUUUAGGCUGCAGGCCUUACGAUGCUCCACGAAUUUUACCCGGAGCUUACAAUUUCAAGGAAAGGAGAGAUAAUCUAGUGGCAAUUGAUGUUUAUUGGGAACAAGUUCCUGAGUAUAGAUAUAAUGGUCCAGGAUUUGGAUAUGGAAUAUAUGCCCUGUCGCAAACAGGCCACAGCCUAACGACAAACAGUUCGAACAAUGGAGUUGCUACAUUUCAAAAAGCAAGGAUCGAUGAGCAGUAUACAGUGUACUUGUAUUCGUACAACGAUGAAGGUCGAUCAGAAAAUAUGAAUACGAUAAACGUCUAUCCUCUCAAAGCUGAGUAUCAACCUAAAAUAAAAAGAAUGCUUUACAACGAAAGUUACCAUUUACAGUGGUUUUCGCCCGACGAUAGUGAAAGCCUUUCCAACUAUACGCUCAUGUAUUGUACUUAUAGUACUACGGGAACAUGUCAUGGCUCCGUAACUUUUGAUACUAUACCUGCAAAUGCAACAUCUUAUUUCUUGAAUUUGGCCAAACCACUUACUUUCGCUAUAUCGGCAAAUUAUCGUGAGUAUUCAACAGAGCUCUCUUGGCAGUUGUGUACGGUUUCCCCGGCAAUGAGCAUUAGUCAACUGGCCUUCAAAGUAACCGACGUGUCCGAACACUCCUUUACGCUGCGCUUGCAGCUGUCAUGUAUGGAUCAAUCCUUGAUCGAGAGAUUCGAUGUCCGCUAUUGGGCCGCACUGGAUGCUAACAUGGUGGUAAAUAAGACCUUUCGGCCUUAUGACACGAUCAUUCCAAUCGAAAAUCUGUCGAUCGACACUGACUAUGCGGUGAUCGUCACUGUAUACGACGAACGAGGGAAUACAUUUGAAGCGAGAAGCUCAGUGCGCACCAAGGACAAAGAUAUCCUCAUGCAACUGGUGCCCUUCCUCCUCUUAGGAAUACUAGUAAUGGGUAUUGUGACUACGACAGCCACGCGUAAAGUGAAGAGGAUAAUGGAUAUAAAAGUCGAAAUACCAAUCGGAUUACUCGGAAUCCAUGAAAUGCCAAUCCAGAUCGAAUCAUCACACGAAGAACACGAACCCAUACCAGAGCAUUUCGGCGAUGCAAUAGAAUUAGAAGAGCUUUCACCCAACGAAGAUCAACCAUUUGUCAAAGUGAAAUCCAUUCUCAAAAAGCCGGAACAGUUUGCUUCUCCGACGAAUCCAGAACAAACUGACCACUCCAUUAAACCUAAACCAACAGUACAGAUUGUUACCGGGGACAAUUAUAUUAUGCCAUCGCAAAUGAUGGAUCCGGCGAAAACAAUGCCAUCCAUUAUUGCAAUUGGAGGAGCCCAGUCGUCCGGUUAUGUGGAUGUUAAACUAAUGAUGAACCAACAGCGGGUGGUUUGAUGAUCGCGGUUGAACCGAUCCGAGUAGAACCUAUUCCUAACUCAAGUACAAACCGUAACUCUUAGUUUAUAACUGAUUCAUAAUUCAUUAGCAGUUUUCCUUACUGACGUUUGUGAUAAAUAUUACUAUAAAGUGAGUCUCUUUUGUUUGUUA
Messenger RNA from Aedes albopictus (Asian tiger mosquito), 2897 nucleotides. RefSeq names its product cytokine receptor. NCBI's taxonomy places the organism in Eukaryota, Metazoa, Arthropoda, Insecta, Diptera, Culicidae. The transcript is spliced from 5 exons. Bases 381 to 2744 code for a protein of 787 amino acids. The record is from RefSeq and is a predicted model, not a curated record. Gene Ontology annotation, biological process: cytokine-mediated signaling pathway. Gene Ontology annotation, cellular component: external side of plasma membrane; signaling receptor complex. Gene Ontology annotation, molecular function: cytokine binding; cytokine receptor activity.